Molecule: messenger RNA, 1469 nt
Organism: Erinaceus europaeus (western European hedgehog)
Lineage: Eukaryota; Metazoa; Chordata; Mammalia; Eulipotyphla; Erinaceidae
Gene: KCNE5
Product: potassium voltage-gated channel subfamily E regulatory subunit 5
Exons: 1
Coding region: 166-591 (141 amino acids)
Biological process (GO): ventricular cardiac muscle cell action potential; regulation of heart rate by cardiac conduction; negative regulation of delayed rectifier potassium channel activity
Cellular component (GO): membrane
Molecular function (GO): potassium channel regulator activity; delayed rectifier potassium channel activity; transmembrane transporter binding
Source: RefSeq, a predicted model, not a curated record
GGGGAGGAGGGGCAGGGGUGAAGGGAUAAGGAGGCCCCGUGCGCGCCCCCAGCCACUGAACUGCCUGCUGGAGCGCUGGGUAAAGCUGUGGUAUCCCGCUUGCUUCCCCAGCCCCAAGGGGGAAAGGUCAGCGUCCUGGAGCCUCCGUGUCCCUCCCCGUCAGCCAUGAACUGCAGCGAGAGCCAGAGGCUGCGAACCCUCCUGAGUCGCCUGCUGCUUGAGCUACACCACCGGGGCAACGCCAGUGGCCUAGGCGCCGGCCCAGGCCCGAGCAUGGGCCUGGGGGUCGUGCCCGACCCCUUCGUGGGACGCGAGGUGACCAGUGCCAAGGGCGACGACGCCUAUCUCUACAUCCUGCUCAUCAUGGUCUUCUAUGCCUGUCUGGCUGGAGGCCUCAUCCUGGCCUACACCCGUUCCCGCAAGCACGUCGAGGCUAAGGACGAGCCGUCCCAUGCCUGCGCUGAGCACGAGUGGGUCCCAGGAGGCACCCCAGCCGACGCCGAGACUGCAGCCGGCUCUCCAGCUGAGGGCCGCCGCCAGCUCGCUUCUGGAGGGCUUCCUGCCCCUCUGCAUGGCAUCGAAGGGGUCUAGCACCACAGCCCCUGCUGCUUGCGGGCGCCCUCUUCCUCUUCUUGCUUCUGCCUGGGCGCAGCGCCUCCCCAUUUUCCUUGCUUUCUACUUCCAGGGAUUGCCUUACCUGAGGCCUGGACAGUGAUGAGAUGCUAGGAAACUUUGUAUGGGAGACCCUAGCCUCUCCUGGCCAGAUUCUCUCCCCCCUCUCCUCCAUGCCUUCAUCCCUAACACUCACCCCCAUCCCACAGCACCCCCUACCUCCAUUGCGCUAUAACUGCCUCUGCUCUUUUAUUUUAAGACAGCCCUGACACCAGCUCCAGGCCUUUGGGAACUGAAUCCAACACGUCCAACACUUGGCAUCAAACUGAAGCAGCGAUGUCUAGCAGAACUCUGGGCCGUCUAACUGGCAGCUGCUCCAGGGACUGCUCACUCUGCAGAGCUGCCAGGCUGGCUGCAGCAGCUUCCUGUUGCCUUAGGGACAACGACAAAGAAAAUGAAGAGGCUUCAGACAUCUUUCUUCUCCCUCCCUCUUUCAGCAGGGAGCUAGCAGGACACUAAGACCUGUCUCUGGGUUAGAAUGGACUUAAUGGGAACUGAAGGGUGUUGGGGCCUGAAAGGGAGUGGGGAGAGCUGUGACCCCAAUUUAUGGGUUUUAUCUUUGCAUCCAGUUGUCAUCCCAAAGGUAACUUGCUGUGAUUUCUAGUAGCUUUGUCAUCUUCUGCUCUGGAAAAUCAUAACUGGGUCUAUCACCCCGAUACUUGCAUAUAUCUUUUAUAUACUGGUUCAGUGUCUAUGGCAUCUGUCAACUUCAUACAUGGAAUCAAAGGCUCAAUAUCCCCUGACUUGUAAUUGGGGGAAUGUCAAGAGGCAAAUAAUAAAGAUUGUUUAAACACUAA